UCUGGUAGUAAGAAGAAAGUGUGGAGCUAUAAGUUGUGAAGUGUGCUUGUCAUACGACUUAACUUUUUAAACUUUGAACUCCAAUCUACAUAUGAGUAAAAAGAAAAACAACUAAUCAAGCGAAUCCUGGAAUUACACUGCCGAGAGCUGUGGAGGACUUUUCUCACAUUUUGGCACAUUCAAACACUAAAGAAAGACGGUAGUUGAUGGAAUAACUCGUUUUGAAUAGAAAAUAUGGCGAAGAUAUUAUUACAUCUGGUGCAUUUGUUAUUAUUUUUAAAUUCCGGUAUCGUGGAAGUUUUAUCAGAGGAGCCACCCGAAAUUACGCAGCAGGACAGCGAUAUCCACGGAACUACCGAUGGCACAUCCUCGCGCGAAAGCGCACGGCGGGACAUGCUCUCCAUCAAUAUGUUUAAAGUCUAUGAAAAGUACAGUAAGGAGCCCCAACGCCAUCGAGACGGAAAUACCGUUAGAAGUUUUAAGGCUAUUCCAGGUGAGUGUUCUCCUGCCCUAUAGAUUGAUGCGCUUGAUUUUAUGAUUUUAUGUACUGCACUAGAUUUUAUGUAGGCCUUUUUAAUGUAAGAUGUCCUUGAGUGUCCCGAAUGCCGUCAGCUACAUAAAAUGUAUUAUUAUUAUUAUUAUAGGUGUAUAUGUUACUGCAUGACACUAUAAUAUCACAUAACCUAAUAUGAAGUGGCAGGCUGCUGUAAGUAGAAUGCAGCAGAUACAGUAGCCUAUAUCAGUUGGAACCGUACAAAGUGACAUAAACAUCAUUUUGCAAGAGCAAAACGUGAAUAAUAAAUAAAGUUGAGCUAUUGAAUGUGUUUAAUAUAAGCAACCCCAUGCCCUGUCACUACUUGAUUCAAGCUCAAUGUGAUCAGAGAGUAUAGGCUACUGUUAAUAUCCAUGACAUAUUAGACAAAAGCCGAUUAUGACACUGACUCAGACGCCAUUAGAGGCACAUGGAAAACUCUUCUGGUGCGCUCCUAAGCAUUUCCAUAUGUCUAAGACCUUUUCAGGGGCAAUGUUUAUCUUUCAAACAGCAGUGGGAGUCAAGGGAUGAAAUUAAGAUGAUUGUUUAUUGUAAUCCAAAUGUUGUGUAUUGCAAUCAGAUUGUUAUCAUACCAUAUGGUUGCACUGUAACCUGUUGUAUGUGAUAAUAUUUCACCCACAGCUAAUCAUUCAUGGUUUUUAUGACAUUAUAGUUUGCAGAAAAACUGUUGAAAGUAGGCUACGUUGAAAAAUAAUGUUUAGAAUUGAAAAUGCUGUCGACCACACACGUCUUUCCAUUGUCUUGUCUUUAUUUUCUUUGCAGGAGUAUCCAAGAACAGUGUGUGGUUCCAUUUCAACCUGUCGUCCAUCCAGGAGUCGGAGGUCAUCCUGUCCGCCACAUUCCACUUCCUGGACCAGCGUCCCCGCCACCGACCCUGGAUCUGCCGGCGCUCCCGAAGCACUUCCUGUCGCAUCCAGCACCUCCAGCAGCAUCCCCCGUCCCAGCUCCUCUUCCGAGGAACGUCCCCAAACUCUGCCUUCGGCUCCCCACUGGGCAACGUCACUCUGCCCCCUCCCAGGAGAGGGUCCUGGCAGACAAGGGACGUCUCCACUGUGGUCAAAGAGGCCCGCAUCCUGGGAGAGCUCCUCAUCACCGCAGAGUUUGACUUUGGGGUGAGGCCCCAGAGGAACCAGGAGCGCCAUUCUCCAGCCAUCCUACCGUACGUCCUGGCAUAUGCCAACGACAUGGCCAUAUCUGAGCCCAACAGCGUGGCCAUGACCCUGCAGAGGUACGGGCCUUUCCCUUCGGGCGAGGAGCCCACCCGGUCGGCCAACGAAUCUCCUCCAGCCUCCAGGCUGAAAAGAGAAGCAUUGUCCCCCCUGGACCAAAUAGAGGACAAUGACCUGCCUGAGGUCCAGUUCAACACCUUGAAGAGCCAUGAGCUAUGGGAGAGCACUUAUUUUGCUCCCAAGAUCAAGCCCUCAAUGACAGAUGGGCGAAAGCAUGGCCAGGAGAGCAGUGAGGGGUUGAAUAAGCCCCAGGUGCUGAGCUUUGAUGAGAGGACCAUGAAGAAGGCUCGCAGGAGACAGUGGAGUGAGCCCAGGGUCUGCGCCCGACGCUACCUGAGAGUGGACUUUGCAGACAUCGGCUGGAGCGAGUGGGUGUUAGCCCCGAAAGCUUUUGAUGCCUACUACUGUGCAGGCACAUGCGGUUUUCCUAUUCCUAAGGUAGGUUAGCGUACGGUUUUACUUCAGUGUGUCAUGUAGUAUUUAUUUAGUAAAUAAAGAUGCUUGAAAUUGCUUUAAUUGAUCAGAUGAUGAAGAGCAUGCUGGAUUAAAUACACUACAUGACCAAAAGUAUGUGGACACCUGCAUCUCAUUCCGAAAAUCAUGGGCAUUAAUAUGGAGUUGGUCCCCCCUUCACUGCUAUAACAGCCUACACUCUUCUGGGAAGGCUUUUCACUAGACGUUGGAACAUUGCUGUGGGGACUUGCUUCCAUUCAGCCACAAGAGCAUUAGUGAGGUCGGGCACUGAUGUUGGGCGAUUAGGCCUGGCUUGCAGUAUGCGUUCCAACUCAUCCCAAAGAUGUUCGAUGGGGUUGAGGUCAGGGCUCUGUGCAGGCCAGUCAAGUUCUUCCACACCGAUCUCGACAAACCAUUUCUGUAUGGACCUCGCUUUGUGCACAGGGGCAUUGUCAUACUGAAACAGGAAAGGGCUUUCCCCAAACUAUUGCCACAAAGUUGGAAGUACAGAAUCAUCUACAAUGUCAUUGUAUGCUGUAUUGUUAAGAUUUCCCUUCACUAAGGGGCCUAGCCCGAACCAUGAAAAACAGCCCAAUCCCAUUUUUCCUCCUCCACCAAACUUUACAGUUGGCAAUAUGCAUUGGGGAAGGUAGCAUUCUCCUGGCAUCCACCAAACCCAGAUUCGUCCAUCGGACUGCCAGAUGGUGAAGUGUGAUUCAUCACUCCAGAGAACGCGUUUCCACUGCUCCAGAUUCCAAUGGUGGCGAGCUUUACACCACUCCAGCCGACGCUUGGCAUUGCGCAUGGUGAUCUUAGGCUUGUGUGCGGCUGCUCGGCCAUGGAAACCCAUUUCAUGAAGCUCCCGACAAAGAGUUAUUGUGCUGACGUUGCUUCCAGAGGCAGUUUGGAACUUGAUAAUGAGUGUUGCAACCGAGGACAGACGAUUUUUAUGCGCUUCAGCACUCGGCGGUCCCAUUCUAUGAGCUUGUGUGGCCUACCACUUCGCGGCUAAGCUGUUGUUGCUCCUAGACGUUUCCACUUCACAAUAACAGCACUUACAGUUGACCGGGGCAGCUCUAGCAGGGCAGAAAUGUGAUGAACUGACUUGUUGGAAAGGUGGCAUCCUAUGACGGUGCCACGUUGAAAGUCACUGAGCUCUUCAGUAAGGCCAUUCUACUGCCAAUGUUUGUUUAUGGAGAUUGCAUAGCUGUGUGCUAGAUUUUAUACACCUGUCAGCAAUGGUUGUGGCUGAAAUAGCCAAAUCCACUAAUUUGAAGGGGUGUCCACAUACUUUUGUGUAUAUAGUGUACAUGCUAGCCAAAUGUGAUGUCAUCAUCAUACUCCCUUGUGAAAGAGAAUCCCUCUUAACUCCAGCUUCUUUCCCUCUCUGGCUCCCAGGUUGCCCGGCCCUCUAACCAUGCCACCAUCCAAAGCAUUGUGAGGGCGGUGGGAAUCGUUCCCGGCAUUCCGGAGCCCUGCUGUGUUCCGGACAGGAUGAGCUCUCUGAGUGUUCUCUUCCUGGACCCCAGCCGGAACAUGGUGUUGAAGGUUUACCCCAACAUGUCUGUUGAGACCUGCGCCUGCCAGUAGAACCACCCGGAAGGAGCCUCAAUGCAUAAUGCAUGAGACAGAGUACAAUGAAUCAGACAGAGUGGAGCAGAAGAUAAAUUCAGUCAACACAGUAAAAAAGACAGACAUCUUUUGAUGAGGCUGCGAUGGAUGAACUCACCAUGGAGGGAGAUCUGGAUUAUAGAUAAGGGUUUCGGGUGGCGAGAUGCAGAGAACACUAUGUCUGACUAUCAGAAUAGUGUGAUUUACACAGACAUUUCUUUGUCAUUCAGCAGCUCAACUCUAGGUGAAUUUGGGCCUGUAUAACUGUCAGUUCCAAGUCUUCAGCCAUCCAGAGCUCCUGAUGUAUACUCGGAUUCCAAAGUAACUCAAAUAAUGGACCCUGUUGCCAUGUACUGGACUUCGGUGGAAGCUGGUGGGAGGAGC
Coregonus sp. 'balchen' is the source of this 4230-nucleotide messenger RNA. NCBI's taxonomy places the organism in Eukaryota, Metazoa, Chordata, Actinopteri, Salmoniformes, Salmonidae. The record is from the annotation of a GenBank genome assembly.